AUGCGGAAUUUGUGGUUGAGAAUCAGGCCAUUUGGCUGUUGUUGCCAUUGCUAUUCAUGUAUUGAGAACCGACAUGUUCAGGUCCGGAGACUAUCAGUCGCCAUCGCGCGAUUCAGAUGUGGUCGAGGUUUUCCGCCACUUUUGAACGACAGCUUCUGGACCUCAUCUCGCGAAACACUGGUUAUGAGACAGCGACAGCGUUUCCAGUCUGGGGGGGCAGUGAAAAAAGAGAAAUGUCAUGAUCAAGAGCAGGUGUUCGAAAAUAAAGAGCCAUUAUUUCAAGCAGGAUCAGGGAACGGCUUGCCUACAUCUGUUUCAUCAAAAGCAGCGGAUCACAUUCGGAGAGAAGAAGGGGGCCAAUCGGAUACCGAAAAAAGAGAAAAGAAGUUAAAAGAGGCUGCCAAUGACCUGCGCUCGCUAUCUAUUGACCACUGGUCUCUCGAAGACGUUGUCACCUACGAACCCAUGCCUGGAGGAGCGACUCCACCAACCGUCCCCUCUACGACAAAAGCGGAUCCGAAGUACAUGAUGCCACAAUCGCCAUGGGCGCCAGAUCAUCUCAAAAGACAAAACUACGCAAGAGUAUGGACGCGGAAGAAGAUAGCGAAGAUGGAGACGGCAAUUGCGCUCUUCACGGUCAGAGUUUGCCGCCUUCUGGAGCUGAACUCGCAGCGCCCAUCCAACCUGAUUGUUCUGCCAGAAGCUAUCCGACCUUUCGCCAGGCUACCCGCAGAAGAUCAUGAAUAUAUGGAGCAGGCGCUCAAACGUCACCUUGGGAUUCUACGAAAUAAACUCGGCUUCGUCGCUCCCCACGAUCCUCCCCAUGCCCCGGAAGAGAUCGAUGUUUUCAUACCUAAGUACGAGCAUUUUGAGGACGGCCUUCAUCACGAACUUUUGCGAGACCUUAAUGCAUCCCUUGUCGAGCUUUUUGAAGGUUAUAAAUACCUACAUCUUGAUUUUCGAACUCUGAUGGUCAAGAUAUGUCACAAUCUAUUGGUUUCCUCAGCACCACCAAACGUUCAAACCAUGAAUAUUCUGCUCCUGGGAUUCUAUUCUUGUGAUAGAUACUUGACUCUCUCCACUUCGCACGUGCGUCACCUCGUCCUAGAUUGGCUUAUCGACAUCUGUCGGACUGUCAUGAUCCGACCAAACGAAAUCACCUGCUCCACUAUCCUUGCCACCUAUCGUAAGCGUGGCAUGCGCGACGCUUUUGUGGACUUUAUAUUUCUCAUGCGUGGCAUGGGCGGCGACCGCGCGCUCAUGUACACAAAGGACCUGACCAUCACCCGGGAAAGCGCCCCUCGUUUAUCACCCACUAAGACAAGCCCCACAGUAUUUAAGCAAGCCGUCUACCCUUCACCCAUGAUUUUCGCAGAAGUAAUCAAAGGAGUGGCUAAAUUCUACACUCUGGAGGAUGCCGUGGCAGUUUGCAAGGAAUUCACGGCAAAGGAAUGGGGCUACGACUGGAGGUGCUUGCAUUAUCUUCUAAAUGCGUGCAUCAUCGCCAAGGAUUGGCAGAGUGGUCUCUGGGUGUGGGAUGAGAUCAAAGCGUUUCGAGCUGCUGGAUAUGAGGAGCCUGUACGCAUAUUAGCUGCCAUGCUCGCCCUCUGUGUUCAAUGUGAACAGGAGCAGAUGUUCAAUGACGUCCUUGAGUACUCUGCAAAGCAACUCCGCAACAUUUCUAAGGCAGCUUUCGUUGAUAUAGCGACGGAAAUACUGGAGCGCGCUGUCGACAAAAUGAACGAUGAUGAGCUUGCUGCGUUGGAGUCCAGAUUCACGAAAGGUAAAUCUGUCGAAAGAUUGCACGAACAACGCGCAUUCGAAGCUAGCAUCCGCAGAAGGCUGAAAGACGACCCCGUAUUCAAGCGUGCCGUCUUUGGAUUUGGUUAUGAUGUAUUAAGUGAAGAGCACAGAAGGAAAAAACCUCAGCGAGAGUCUGAGCACAAUCCACAGGGUAUCGGCCGAAAAUUAGACGAACAGCAGAAGAUCGUAGACGUAGAGGACAUGAAUGAGGUGCUUCUGGCCGAAGAAGAGAAUGAUGUAACACGUCCUGGUAAAGAUACCAAACAUAACCUGUUGCAGGAUGCCGAAGGAGGCAUUGACGUUGAUGAAGACAAUACGAAUUCUCCUUCUAGUCCUGACAGGGGGAAAGGACAUGAACAGUAA
Verruconis gallopava is the source of this 2166-nucleotide messenger RNA. RefSeq lists its product as uncharacterized. The transcript has a single exon. NCBI's taxonomy places the organism in Eukaryota, Fungi, Ascomycota, Dothideomycetes, Venturiales, Sympoventuriaceae. The record is from RefSeq and is a predicted model, not a curated record. Gene Ontology annotation, molecular function: protein binding. Bases 1 to 2166 code for a protein of 721 amino acids.